AACAAAAAUCUCAGAUAAAAAAAUAAAACCUGAAGGAACCCUUUCCCGGAGAUCUGAAAACAAAUUCCCCCCGCUCACGUGCUCCGGUUGUGUUGUCGCCUCCAUUGUUCCUAAGUUGCUUUCCACCUUGCAGAAAAGAGCCCAUCAAUUGGAAGCAGCCGUCCAUCUUCACUCGUUUCAGCUUUUCUGUGUCUUCCUUCAAACCAGUCCCUGCGACGUCUGCUCCCAGCCUGGAAACUCCACUCCGAACUGGUAUACGGCCGUUUCCGAGGUCUUUCACCUCGUAUCAAGUCAACCAUUUCCAAAUUGGAGUGUUCUACUCAACUCCGAGUGUCCGCUGCCCAAUUUCUCUCCAGAUAACACUGUUUUUAGGGCACACAUCUGUGUUCUCUGCAAUUCCACAAUCAUGAUGUGGUUUCGAGACAAGGGGACUAUGCUUUGAUUCACAUCCAGUGCUCUGUCUGUUAAUUUUUUCUCCUUACCGAAAUGGGGCGCUUAAGACUGCAGUCUAACAUCAACGCAAUUGAAGAGGAACAGGAAGAGUGUGAAGCUACAUCCUCAAGUAAAAAUGAUUUCGCCUGCAUGAUAAAUUCAGAGGUGAGUGCUGUGUUGGCUGUGAUGAGAAGGAACAUGAGGUGGGGUGGUCGUUUUGUGUCUGGUGAUGACCAGCUAGAACACUCCUUAAUCCAGUCUCUUAAGAUUUUGAGGAAGCAGAUAUUUACAUGGCACCACCAUCAAUGGCAGUCUAUCAACCCGACAUUGUAUCUUCAACCGUUUCUGGAAGUUAUUCGAUCUGAUGAGACUGGUGCACCGAUCAACGGUGUUGCCUUGUCAUCUGUCUACCACAUUUUGACUCUUGAUGUUCUUGAUUUGAGCACCUCCAAUAUUGAAGAUGCUAUGCAUUUGGUAGUUGAUGCGGUGACUAGCUGCAGGUUUGAUGUUACUGACCCUGCCUCGGAAGUUGUGCUAAUGAAAAUACUUCAAGUCCUUUUGGCCGUCAUGAGAAGUAAAGUUUCGGUUGUCUUGAGUAAUCAACAUGUUUCGACCAUUGUCAACACCUGCUACCGAGUGUUUCAUCAAGCUGCAACGAAAGGAGAGCUCUUGCAACGGAUAGCUCGCCACACCAUGCAUGAGCUUGUGAGGUGUAUCUUCUCUCACCUUCCGGAAGUUGACCACACACAGUGCCUAUUAGUUAAACGGGGCAGUUCUGCAAAACAUGAGGUUUCUGGCAUAGAUGUUGAUUACAGUUAUAAUAGUAAUAAGUUAGAGAAUGGUACAACCUCUUCUGAAUAUGAUAGCCUACAAUCACCUUCAGGAGUGGAUGGAAGUAUGGUAACAAGUGAUUACGGGAAGGAUACUGUUCCAUAUGAUUUACAUUUAAUGACCGAGCCAUACGGUGUCCCCUGCAUGGUUGAGAUAUUUCACUUCCUGUGUUCAUUGCUGAACGUUGUUGAACAUAAGGGAAUCGGCCCGAGAACAAACACUGCAGCAUUAGAUGAAGAUGUCCCUUUGUUUGCUCUAGGUUUGAUCAACUCGGCAGUUGAAUUAGGUGGCCGGGCCAUUAGAACCCAUCCUAGACUGUUGAGUUUGGUCCAGGAUGAACUCUUCCGGAAUCUCAUGCAGUUUGGGCUCUCAAUGAGUCCUUUAAUCCUUUCAAUGGUGUGUAGUAUCGUUCUAAACCUCUACCAGCAUUUACGCACAGAACUGAAACUGCAGCUUGAAGCUUUUUUUUCAUGUGUGAUAUUGAGGCUUUCACAGAGCCGUUACGGGGCUUCUUACCAACAGCAGGAGGUUGCAAUGGAAGCUCUUGUUGACUUUUGUAGACAGAAAGCAUUUAUGGUGGAGAUGUAUGCGAAUUUGGAUUGUGAUAUAACUUGUGGGAAUGUUUUUGAAGAACUUGCUAAUCUUUUGUCGAAAAACGCUUUCCCUGUGAAUUCUCCUUUGUCUGCCAUGCAUAUUCUCUCUUUAGACGGUUUGAUUGCUGUGAUUCAGGGAAUGGCUGAAAGGAUAAGCAACGGAUCAUACAAUUCAGAACCUCAUCUGAUGAAUCUUGAUGAGUACACUCCAUUUUGGAUGGUGAAAUGUGAGGACUAUAGCGAUCCAGAUCAUUGGGUCCCAUUUGUACGUAGGAGGAAGUAUAUCAAGAGAAGAUUAAUGAUUGGGGCUGAUCACUUUAAUCGGGACCCAAAGAAAGGGCUAGAGUUUCUCCAAGGAACACAUCUAUUGCCUGAAAAACUUGAUCCACAGAGUGUGGCUUGUUUCUUUAGGUAUACUGCUGGGCUAGACAAGAACCUCGUUGGGGAUUUUCUUGGAAACCAUGAUGAGUUUUGUGUUCAGGUUCUUCACGAGUUUGCCGGGACGUUUGAUUUUCAAGACAUGAACUUAGACACCGCAUUGCGUUUGUUUUUGGAGACUUUCAGAUUGCCCGGAGAAUCUCAGAAGAUACAGAGAGUGCUUGAGGCUUUUUCAGAGAGAUACUAUGAGCAAUCUCCACAUAUUUUGGCUAACAAAGAUGCUGCUUUAUUGUUGUCAUACUCCCUGAUCAUGCUGAACACCGACCAGCAUAAUGUACAGGUGAAGAAGAAAAUGACUGAGGAAGAUUUCAUCAGAAAUAACCGUCACAUAAAUGGAGGUGGCGACCUCCCCCGUGAUUAUCUGAUAGAACUCUAUCAUUCGAUCUGCAGUAACGAGAUCCGCACCACACCGGAGCAAGGUGCUGGCUUUGCCGAAAUGACUCCCAGCCGUUGGAUCGAUCUGAUGAGUAAAUCUAAGAAAAGCUCACCGUACAUACAGUGUGGCUCGAGAGCUUACCUUGACCAUGACAUGUUUGCCAUAAUGUCCGGUCCAACCAUUGCUGCCAUCUCUGUGGUUUUCGAUCACGCCGAGCACGAAGAUGUUUACCAAACGUGUAUUGAUGGGUUCUUAGCCGUUGCAAAGAUAUCAUCUUGCCAUCAUCUCGAAGACGUUUUGGAUGAUUUGGUUGUAUCUCUCUGCAAAUUCACGACUCUCUUGAACCCGUCAUCCGUUGAAGAACCUGUUUUGGCUUUCGGUGAUGACCCGAAAGCAAGGAUGGCAACCGUCACGGUUUUCACCAUUGCAAACAAAUACGGAGACUUUAUCCGUUCUGGCUGGAGAAACAUUUUGGAUUGCAUCUUAAGAUUGCACAAACUCGGCCUUCUACCUGCCCGUGUGGCGAGUGAUGAAGACUCUGAGAUGAUAUCAUCAUCUGAAUCUGGACACGGCGGAAAGCCUCCUCUCACUAGUAGUUCAUUAUCUUCUGCACACAUUCAGUCCAUCAGUACACCUAAAAGGUCUUCUGGACUCAUGGGGAGAUUUAGUCAACUCCUGUCUCUAGACUCAGAAGAGCCAAGGUCUCAACCCACUGAGCAACAACUCGCAGCCCAUCAGCGAACGCUUCAGACAAUUCAAAAGUGCCACAUAGACAGUAUAUUCACGGAAAGCAAGUUUCUGUUAGCUGAUUCUUUAUUACAGCUUGCAAAGGCACUCAUAUGGGCGGCAGGGAGACCUCAGAAGGGUGGUAGUUCUCCCGAGGAUGAAGACACUGCUGUGUUCUGUUUGGAAUUGCUUAUUGCAAUCACUUUGAACAAUCGGGAUAGGAUCGGUCUUCUUUGGCAGGGAGUUUAUGAUCAUAUUGCUAACAUUGUUCAUUCGACUGUCAUGCCAUGUGCUUUGGUUGAAAAGGCUGUUUUCGGCCUCCUCCGUAUCUGCCAGAGACUGCUUCCUUAUAAAGAGAAUUUGGCUGAUGAACUGUUGAGAUCACUUCAACUGGUUCUCAAGCUAGAUGCACGUGUUGCCGAUGCUUAUUGCGAGCAAAUCACUCAAGAGGUCGGCCGUCUUGUCAAAGCUAACGCUGGCCACAUCCGCUCUCAGACCGGCUGGCACACGAUAGCGUCUUUGCUUUCUAUCACGGCUAGACACCUGGAAGCUUCCGAAGUGGGAUUCAACGCCCUACUGUUCAUCAUGUCUGAUGGGGCCCACCUGUCGCCAGCCAACUACGUACUCUGCAUUGACGCGGCGAGACAGUUUGCGGAGUCCCGGGUUGGGCAGGCAGAUAGGUCGGUCACUGCCAUUGACCUGAUGGUGGGGUCCGUAUCGUGUUUGGCUUCCUGGUCCAGAGACGCCAGAGAAGCCAUGGUGGACACCGAAGCUCUGAAACUGUCACAAGAUAUUGGUGAGAUGUGGCUGAAACUCGUACAGCGACUGAAAAAGGUCUGUUUGGAUCAACGGGAGGAGGUCCGAAACCACGCUCUUCUCUCCCUUCAGAUCUGCCUGACAGGAGGGGUGGAUGACAUCUACCUCCCCCACGGUCUGUGGCUGCAAUGCUUUGACAUGGUUGUCUUUACGGUUUGUGAUGACCUGGUCGACAUCUCACAGGGGCAUUCCCAAAAAGACUACAGAAACAUGGAGGGCACACUUGUCAUCGCACUGAAACUCAUGAACAAGGUGUUCCUACAGUUACUCCCAAAGCUUUCUCAGCUCACCACCUUCUGUAAACUGUGGCGAGGUGUCCUUAACCGAAUGGAGAAAUAUAUGAAAGUGAAGGUGAGGAACAAGAGGAGUGAGAAACUUCAGGAGUUGGUUCCAGAGCUGCUGAAAAGCAGUUUGAUUGUGAUGAGGACGAGUGGGGUCCUCGUUCCACGGAGUGGUAUUGGGGGUGAUAGCUUGUGGGAUUUGACGUGGUUGCAUGUUAAUAACAUUCUCCCUUCUUUACAGUCUGAGGUUUUCCCAGAUCAUGAUCCCGACGAGCAGGCCGGUGAUCUUCUACAUGGUGAGCGCUAUCUUGAAACUGAUUCAGCUGUAAAUGAAUAGUUGACGAGAAACUAGACCUGUUUACUUGAUCUUCUUUCAUCAUGAUUGGUGAUAAGAAAGGUGUGAUUUGCAUGAUGUUAGGAUUUUUUAUACCGCAUUGGGUAUUGUAGCAGACUGCCCAUAUUGUACAUAUAAGUCCAACAUUUUCUUUUGCAAUUGUUAAAUUCCAGUGUGUUGUCAUUACCCAAAUUAUGCUAUUGGUGGACUGUGUUAAAGUCCCAAAAAUUUGGAACCUUAAUUGGAAUUGUGGAUAGGGCAGACGCGGUUCAGUCCAAAGUGUGAUUUACAUGUUUUAGCCGAUCCUGAUUGAGGUCAUCCUUUUGAUAGAAUCAUAACCGUAUAUAGCAUGAUUUGGUUCUAGUUUAGGAUCGGAUGUGUCGACCCCAUUUACCAGUUCUAAAAGGUUGCUGCAUAGGCGUUCGCUUGAUACCCCAACAUUCACCCGAUUCAGUUGUCAAGGUUAACCAACUACUCAGAGAGCAUUGUGUAUUUGGUAAAAUUCCAUAACAAUAUUUUGACACAAACAUUCUGUUCAUGAUAAUGGUAUUUAGAUCUUGAGAGUUACACUUACUGUAAUAGUGUUAUGUUACUGUUGUCUGUUCAUAAUGGAGUUGCACUUGAAUAAGUGAAUUA
Messenger RNA from Cuscuta europaea, 5463 nucleotides. Lineage: Eukaryota; Viridiplantae; Streptophyta; Magnoliopsida; Solanales; Convolvulaceae. The record is from the annotation of a GenBank genome assembly.